AUGUUUGGAGAACAAAAUCGAUCAAGAAAUACUAAUAUCCAAUCAACACAAACAUCGAAUAACAAUCAAAAUGGUUCACCACAACCACCUCAACCUCAAGGACAAGUUCCUCAAUUCCAUUUCUAUGUAUUCCCGAUGCCAGUAACACCAGGAGGAGAUGGUCAAGCCACCCCAAACGUAUUUUUCUUUACACCCUUCUUUAUGCCACAAGAAGUUCAAAAACCACGUGCUUCAGAGUCGGUCAUGAAAAAAUUACCAGUUGUCACCAUAACUAAAGAACAUUUAGAUGCAAAAGCAAGUUGUCCGAUUUGCUUCGACCUUUUCUCUCUUUCCGAUGAACAAAAAGAAAACACAACAGAUCAUGGAGAUAAUGAAGCGACUGUGACCACAGAACCUGUGCGAAAGAUGCCAUGUAAUCACAUGUUCUUUGAGGGUUAUUCAUUACGUGAUAUCAAUUCAAUGUCACGAACAUUGGACUUUCGUUGUCCAACGUGCCGCGCUCCUGCAAUUCUGCAAAGCGAUGUGUUGAAAGUAGCUGCCGCUCCGAAUGAAAAUGAAAGUGCAAAUUCUCCACAGAGCGAACAGCAGGUGUUUUCAAUAUUAAACUUACCUUUAACCAUUAAUUUAUCGGAUUUAUCAGAUUCCGAUGAUAUGGACUUGGAUUAA
Messenger RNA from Funneliformis mosseae, 666 nucleotides. NCBI's taxonomy places the organism in Eukaryota, Fungi, Glomeromycota, Glomeromycetes, Glomerales, Glomeraceae. The record is from the annotation of a GenBank genome assembly.